AUGGGCGAGAAGCCGUCGGGUGAGGUGGACGCGACGCUGCAAACAGCCCAAUCCCAAGACGUGACCAGUGAUCCAAAGCGUCCUUCCGAAGGGUUAUCAACGAAAAAACAAUCACUCUCGGAUAUCUUCACUAUAUUCGCCGCAGGUGCUGCCCUCGUAUCAGAUGGCUACUUUAAUAACAUCAUGACUAUGGUCAAUGUCUUGCUCAAGAAGGAAUACCCAAAACAAUACACCUCUACUGUCAGCACUCGUGUAUCGAACUCACUGCUCGUGGGCGAGAUAUUUGGUCAGGUGACCGUAGGCUUGGCCUGCGAUUAUCUUGGACGCAAGUUUGCAAUCAUCAUGACGACCGUGAUGAUUGUAAUUGGAGGUAUUCUAGCUACUGCUGCCCAUGGAGUUACUCCCGAUGGCAUGUUCUGGAUGAUGACGGUUGCUCGAGGAAUGGUUGGAUUCGGAGUAGGAGGCGAAUACCCAGCUUCUUCUGCCUCAGCAUCAGAAGCUGCAAAUGAACAUGCGCUCAGGUCACGAGGCCCGAUCUUUAUCCUGGUCACAAAUCUUCCCCUGUCCUUCGGCACACCCUUAGCUGUUUCCAUAUUCCUCAUCGUCUUCUCUGCCUGCAAGCAGGCUCAUUAUAGUACUGUUUGGCGUGUCUGUUUUGGUAUCGGCUGCCUUCUGCCCCUCUCUGUCUUUUACUUCCGUAUUAGGAUGGUUUCUAGUGUGCUCUAUCGCCGAGGUGCUAUCAAACGUAGCGUUCCUUACCGCCUAGUGUUACGCUACUACUGGCGCUCUUUGGUUGGAACUUGUGGAGCAUGGUUCCUUUAUGAUUUUGUGACAUUUCCUAACGGAGUUUUUUCCGGCACGAUUAUCUCCUCUGUCGUACCAUCUACUUCCAAAGACGUCGUCCUGAAGACUGCCGAAUGGACCUUGCUACUUGGCACCAUCGCUCUCCCAGGUGUUAUUGUUGGCGCCUUGCUCUGCGAUCGACUAGGCCGGAAGAACACCAUGAUGCUGGGCUUUUCCGGAUACUUGAUUUUCGGUCUCAUAAUUGGAUGUUCCUAUGACAAAAUCACCAAAAUAGUUCCACUCUUCGUCGUCUUUUACGGGCUCAUGCAAAGCUCUGGAAAUCUAGGACCGGGCGACAUGCUCGGACUUAUCUCCUCAGAAACCUAUGCAACCUCCGUCCGAGGCACGUGCUAUGGAUUCUCUGCCGCAGUUGGGAAGGCAGGGGCUGCAAUCGGAACUCAGGCGUUCACACCGAUCCAGAACAAUCUGGGAAAGAGAUGGACCUUCAUUAUCGCAGCUAUCUGUGGGGUUGUCGGCAUUGCUGUAACUUACUUAUUUGUAGAAGACCUGACUGGAGAAGAUCUAGCGGAAAGGGACAAGAGGUUUAGGGCUUUUCUUGUGGAGAAUGGGUGGGAUGGAGAGAUGGGUGAGGAUGAUCUGAAAGCUUUAGCUAAUGACGGACAGGUUCCGGGAGAGGGUAUCGUGGUUGAUGAGCCUAUGAUGGGUAAGAUGUCGUGA
Messenger RNA from Amorphotheca resinae ATCC 22711, 1521 nucleotides. RefSeq lists its product as hypothetical. Bases 1 to 1521 code for a protein of 506 amino acids. Gene Ontology annotation, cellular component: plasma membrane. Gene Ontology annotation, biological process: transmembrane transport; carboxylic acid transport. The record is from RefSeq and is a predicted model, not a curated record. The transcript has 6 exons. NCBI's taxonomy places the organism in Eukaryota, Fungi, Ascomycota, Leotiomycetes, Helotiales, Amorphothecaceae. Gene Ontology annotation, molecular function: carboxylic acid transmembrane transporter activity.